AUGGAUCAACCUGUCACUACAAACAACGUCACGCUAUCAACUCAUUCAACACGAAACGACAAGACCCGUUCAAUCGAUGACCUGCCCGCGGAUGUCCUGAUCGCGAUCUUCAAGAUCGUGCACUCGAUGUCACUGCGAUAUCCUUCUGCAAUAGAUGGUGCCAACAAUGAGAUAUUUUGGCAAGAUGAGGAUCUGUCCUCGCUCACCUGGUUCCCAGAGGCUCUUGCAGCCGUGUGUCCGUCGUGGAAGGACACUCUGUCUCUCGUCUCCGUGUUCUGGACUCGCCUGAUCAUUUUCGUCGAUGACCACCCCACACCAUCGCCUGCAAUCAGUGACCAUCUUGCCCUCUCCGCUGACAAUCACCUCGAAAUCGUGAUCACUCGCAGGCCAGGUGCAUUUCCGAGCGCAGAUCCGUGCGAGAAAUCACGAGUCUCAGCGGUGAUGGAUGUUCUCACUCCUAAUAUAUCGCGCUGGAAGCGCCUUUUCGUGAAUGUCCUGCAUCACCAUUCGAUCCCCAGACCUCAUAUUGACAUAUAUGGUGAAGCCCGUCACCUACGUCAUAUCUGCCUUCAGUCAAGAUUGCAGGACGCGUUGCACAUCACCUACUACUAUCCUAAGGUAGAGCAAGACGAGUCAAAUGACGGGUAUCACACGUACAUCGUCGAGCAGGCAUUUAGGAGAACAAGCCAGCUUCAGCAUUACGAUACCGCGACUCGCCGUCAGGUCAGCCUCGAUCUCCAUGCACCACAGCUGGCCAAAUUGCACGUCGACGGGCUAACAUUCUGCACAACCUAUCUCUCCACUCCGAGGACAAUUGCCCGCGUCAGGGAAUUGACAAUAUCGCACUACGGCUCAACAUAUCGCAAUCAAUUCAAAGUCGACCAGCUCAUACGGUGCCUGCAGGCAUUGCCGUACCUCCAGCACCUAAUGCUGGUCGACGUCGAGAUUGGGCCCUCAAACGGAAACAUGUUUCCUGCAGGCGACUGCACCAUGGCACGAUGCACACUCGAAGACCUCUCUUCGAGGACACUACUCGAAUUACGCCCGCUGCUUAUAUCUCCAUCCAUCACGAAGCUCAAUUUUAGGCGAUGUGCUGCACCUCCGUGGCGCGGUGGUCCCCUCGUAUAG
This is a messenger RNA of Sparassis crispa, 1128 nucleotides long. RefSeq lists its product as hypothetical. Bases 1 to 1128 code for a protein of 375 amino acids. NCBI's taxonomy places the organism in Eukaryota, Fungi, Basidiomycota, Agaricomycetes, Polyporales, Sparassidaceae. The record is from RefSeq and is a predicted model, not a curated record. The transcript has 3 exons.